AUGACCCGCACAUACUGGUCUCUUGAGGCACAUCGCAGUGUGGCAGGUGCUGCUCUUGCUGCCUUGCUCGUGCAAUUGUUCAUGGCGGUACUCGAGAGUGGACGUCUAAGAGGCCUAGAAGAUACAAAGCAGUCUCCAGAGGAGAGCGCUAGCUUUGUGUCACGAAGUCUAUUCCUAUGGCUUAAUCGUCUUCUAUGGACCGGCUACCAACGUACACUGACCGCGGCCGAUCUAGGACCGAUCCAUCGCAGUCUCUAUACAGCACAAUUAGAUACUCAGUUCUCACGGAUAUCUACAAGACGUUCGAUUUCGUAUUUCGGUCUACCUGGCCGAGCUCUCUUGUGUCUAGGUCGAUACCUCUUCCUCCCAAUAAUCCCUCGGCUGUGUCUUACUGGAUUCACCUUUGCACAACCGUUCCUCGCCACCGAGCUGAUACGCUAUUUGGGCGAUGAAUCUGCUCCCAAGAAUCAUGGCUAUGGCCUUGUCGGUGCCUCAUUCCUUGUAUAUGGAGGAAUUGCUAUAUCGAGAGGCUGGUAUUCGCAUUUGAACUACAAAGCCGUGACUUGUAUGCGUGGAGGGCUUGUCGACAUUGUCUUUAACAAAGUGCUUCGGUUGCCAGAAGACAAAGAGAACGAGUCUAAAGCACUGACUCUGAUGAACAGCGAUGCUCAGCGAAUCUCCACUACGCUGGCGUUCUUACAUGAGCUUUGGGCAGGAUUACUAGAGACUGCAUUGGCUACGUGGCUCUUAUGGCGACAAGUCGGGCCAUCGAGCUUGACGGUCGUAGGGUUGGCGCUUGCCAGCACCGUGGUAUCUACUUUCAUUGGAAAGUCAACCGGACCCCAACAGCAGAGAUGGAUGAAAGCCACCGAGAACCGAGUCUCUGCCACACGGAAGAUGCUGUCAUCUCUGAAGGCAAUUCGAAUGACUGGGUCGGGGCUGCUGGCAGGUACCAUGGUCGAAGACUUCCGACUUAGAGAGUUUGCCGCAUCGAAGAUAUUUCGGAGACUCAUUGUCGGAGGGGUUCUAUCAUCGUACACUACACUUACUAUAUCGCCCGUACUCGUGUUUGGCACAUAUAUCGGAACCACCUUGUCCCAGCACCGGAACCUGGACCCCGCAAGGCUGUUUACCUCUUUAAUUCUUAUCACCCUAUUGGCCAGUCCGCUCAUCCACAUUCUGCAGAUGUUUCCGUCUCUUGGUGCUGCAAAAGGGUGUUUCCAGCGGAUCGAAGCGUUUCUUGAAAAGCCAGAAAGGUUUGAUUAUCGCCAUCUGGCUUCGGAUCAUCCUUCCCAAGAUCAAAUGGAAAACGAGAACGAUGUUCCCAGUGAGCAAGACAACUCUGCAAAGUCUGCUAAGGUCACCGCACUUCCUGUAGAUACAGCAAUAUCCGUACAGGAGGGUGAAUUUGGAUGGACCACUGAGCCCCACUUGCAUGCCAUUUCUCUUAAUAUUCGCAAAGGGGAACACGUUGUCAUCACUGGCCCCGUUGGAGCUGGGAAGUCACUAUUACUGAAGUCCUUGUUGGGCGAAGCUAAGUGUACUGGAGGAUCGGUGCAACUAGGCAGUUCUCGAAUCGGAUACUGCGGUCAGGCUGCUUGGAUAGAGAAUACCACCGCUCUAGAAAAUGCAUUCCGAUGCGCGCAAGAAGACCCUGCCUGGCGUCGCAAGGUUAUUGACGCGUGUGCUCUAGGUGAUGUAAUUGAGUCGCAGCCAGCCCAGGCAACUGUUGGCAGUGGAGGCGUUCGUAUUAGCGGAGGAGAGAAACAGCGCCUGGCACUGGCUCGAACGAUCGCAUGGAAACCUGAUAUUAUUCUCCUGGACGAUGUGUUCAGUGCCCUGGAUCAGAAGACGGUCACACAUGUACGGGACUCUCUCUUCGGACCACGUGGACUUUUGCGGUCACUGGGCAUUACUGUGAUUGAAACAACAAAUCAUGAGCGGUGGGCUGCAAUGGUUGACAGUGUCUACCAAAUUGAUGAAACUGGGUAUCUAGUUUCCUGCGACUCCCCUGUGUCUUCAACUUCAGCCAGUGGGAACGAUACAAAUGUUCCUCCAGAGUCAUGUCAGUUGCCUGAGAAUGGCCACGAAAGGCCCGCCGAGAAGUCCAAAACUACCGCGAAGCCAAUGGACGAUGUUGUCGCUAGCAUCAAGGAUCGAACAGUCUAUCGAAAAUACUUUGGCUCAAUCGGGACAGCCAACAUGAUGAUUUUCCUCUUCUUCGGUAUUGCGUUCGCAUUUUGCAUCAAAUUUCCAGAUAUUUGGGCGCAGUGGUGGUCUGAGGACAGCCACAAAGGGACCCACAAUGUCGGCUACUGGCUGGGAUUAUACGCUAUGUUGCAGGUGCUGCCACUCGUCAUGAUGGCGAUCUGGCUGGGGCAUAUGAUGAUGAAAAUUGUCCCUGCAUCUGGAGUUGGGCUUCACCGUCAACUACUCAAGACCGUCUUAAAUUCGACAUUCUACUUCGCCAGCACCACCGACUCAGGAGAUCUGCUCAAUCGGUUCACUCAAGACCUAAUGAUGGUCGAUAUGGAAUUACCUAUCCAUAUGUUGAACACCACGACAACACUAUGGGAGUGUAUGAUUCAGAUUGUCCUAGUCGCCGUGGCAGCAGUAUAUGCCAUCGCCGUGCUACCAGCUGUAAUGAUCGUUCUUUUCCUCAUCCAGUACUUCUAUCUCCGCACCUCAAAACAACUGCGUCAGCAGGAAUUGCAGUCCAAAGCAAGCCUUCAUACCAAGGUCCUCGAGACGUGUACAGGGCUGGAGAUUAUUCGUGCCCAUGGUUGGCAGGGUACUUGGCAACGGGAGUUCCGCAAGGAUCUGGACAGAUCGCAAGAGCCUUUCUAUCUGCUUUAUUCCAUCCAGCGCUGGCUGCAACUCACCUUGGAUCUGGUCGUGGCCGGUCUUUCUGUGGUUGUGACCGGUAUGGCCGUGGGGAUCCGUAACAAAACAACGGUCGGAGCCAUUGGUGUUGCAUUCCUGAACCUCACCACGCUGGGCGAAACACUAACCACGCUAAUUAACUCCUGGACCUCCCUCGAGGUUUCCUUGGGGGCUAUUGCUCGAAUUGAGGCUUUCGAAAGAAGCACCCCGCUCGAACCGGAGGUGGAUUCCCCUGUGGAUGUUCCGAGUUCAUGGCCCGCAUCUGGAAUGGUCAAGUUUCAUGACGUGUGGUCUAGCUAUACCCCAGAGCCAGAAAGCCCGAUCUGGAGUUUGCAUGGUGUCUCCUUUGAAAUCCAACCAGGGGAAAGCAUUGCCAUCUGUGGUCAAAGCGGGGCUGGCAAAUCUACGUUGCUGCUCACGUUGCUGGCACUUGUCGAAACCCGGAAGGGCACGAUCAGCAUUGACGGGGUAGAUAUCUCUCGAGUUAACAGAUCUGUUUUGCGCUCGAGAUUCCACGUCAUUGCCCAAGACACUUAUCUACAAGGGGAGACUCUGAGAGACGCACUGGAUCCACAUGGGGGCUGCAGCGACGAGAACAUAUGGGAUAUUCUCACCCAGUGCGCGAUCAAAGAAAAGGUGGAGAGUUCUGGAGGAUUGUCCGCUUUGCUAAAAGAUGUAACUUUCUCCAGCGGUGAGGCUCAGUUGUGCUCUUUGGCUCGCACCGUUCUAGAAGCGGGUCAUCGGUCAGGUGGUAUCAUCCUUUUCGAUGAAGCUACAAGCGGUGUUGACAUGGCAAAUGAACAACGAGUUCGAAGCCUGAUCAAAGAGAGAUUGCCUGAUAAAACGACAAUUUCAAUUUUGCACAGGCUCGAGGCGGCGGUGGAAUACGACCGGAUUCUUGUUAUGGAUGACGGGAAGGUCAUUCACUUCGGUAGUCCGGCAGAGGUUGUUCAUGAGUCCGAACUUUUUUCCUCUUUGAGGGAAUAG
Molecule: messenger RNA, 3870 nt
Organism: Penicillium samsonianum
Lineage: Eukaryota; Fungi; Ascomycota; Eurotiomycetes; Eurotiales; Aspergillaceae
Product: ATP-binding cassette transporter
Exons: 10
Coding region: 1-3870 (1289 amino acids)
Biological process (GO): transmembrane transport
Cellular component (GO): membrane
Molecular function (GO): ATP hydrolysis activity; ATP binding; ABC-type transporter activity
Source: RefSeq, a predicted model, not a curated record